Molecule: messenger RNA, 838 nt
Organism: Helianthus annuus (common sunflower)
Lineage: Eukaryota; Viridiplantae; Streptophyta; Magnoliopsida; Asterales; Asteraceae
Product: immune-associated nucleotide-binding protein 9
Exons: 4
Coding region: 1-762 (253 amino acids)
Molecular function (GO): GTP binding
Source: RefSeq, a predicted model, not a curated record
AUGGGGACCGGCGAACUCAGUCUGCUUUUGGUGGGAGAAACAGGUAAUGGAAAGAGUGCAACGGGGAAUAGCAUCCUUGGAAAGAAAACAUUCCUAUCAAAGGCAAGCGCAGGUGGUGUAACUGCCGCCUCUGAGCUCAGGACAACCGUACUGAAGAAUGGCCUGAGGCUUAAUGUGAUUGAUACUCCUGGACUGUUUGAUGCUACUAUUGAUACCAAGUUUAUUGAAGAGGAGAUUGUUAAAUGUAUAAGCUUGGUGAAGGAUGGUAUUCAUGCUGUUCUUUUUGUGCUCUCCGUUCGGAAUCGGUUUAAAAAAGACGGAGUUGAUGUAAUAACUAGGUUGUUCGGGAGCAAAAUUAAUGAUUAUAUGAUUCUGGUUUAUACUGGUGGGGAUGAACUCGAGGAGAAUGGGGAGACUUUGAAUGACUUCUUAGAAGACUUGCAACCUGGACCAUUAAUGGAAACCCUUAGCCAGUGUGGGAACAGAUGUGUUCUGUUUGAUAAUCGGACGAAAGAUGAAAGGAAGAAAACACAACAAACACAACAACUUCUAUCUCUUGUCAACACCAUAUUGACCAACAUGGGCAAACCAUACACCCAUGAGACUUUAAGGGAACUCAAGGUUGAGUCGAGGCGGAAGGAAACAACUACAAGACAUGAACUAUUUGUCGAAGAAAUGGCUCACACUGCUCAAACGGAAUCCAACGAUGAAAUCCAAAAGCUCAGAGAGAACCCAAAGGAAGAGGAAUGGGUUAUUUUAUAAAAAGGUUGAUGGUUCCCUUCUCCAACUGAACAUGUAUUAUAUUUCCCUUCACAACUGGAUAACCUUAACUUUUGUU